UCGUUCUAAUGACGUCAUACUCUUCACUGGAAAAGCCAAGAUGGAAGAAUGCAACCAUCACCUUCACAUCUGGCUGGAUGCCAAGUUCUUUUGAUAGGAGACUCAAUUGUGCGACACGCUGUUUUUAAUGGACCCUUUACUUCUGAAACUUUGUGCUUUCCAGGGGCUAAUGUUACAUCGUUAAGAUCAUCAUUCGUCAAAUCUUUUCAGAAUUACUUCGACUUUUCUACAAAGGCUGUUUUCAUCCAUGUAGGAACAAACAAUUUAGAACAUAGUGUUUGGGAAAAGGAUUCCAAAGCAUUUCAUAAUUUGUAUAUUAGUGUUAGAGAGCGAUUUCGGUGUGCAAAGAUUAUUUUUUCUGCUAUUCUACCAAGGUGGGAUUGUGAACAAUUAUAUCGGAAAAGUUUGUAUUAUAAUUCCCAGCUUAAAGUUUUGUGUGAUAAGUUGUCUUGUUACUAUUUUGAUGGCAGUGAAGCUUUUGAACUUGAUGACUCAUACUUUUCUGUUGAUGGACUGCAUCUUUCUACAGCUGGAGCUCAGCAUCUGUCCACACAAAUAGAGGAAUAUAUAACAUCGAAACUCAACUAUACACAACCAUCAUACAGCCCUACAUGUAAUCGAAUUCCUGCAGAAUUGAAAAAACUUUACACGCCUGUGAAAAAAAAAAUUGUGAACGUUUCAUCUGCAUGCUCAUCAAAGCAAUGGGGCUAUUUCAACCCUGAUGUUGAAAUAGAGCGGAGAAGGAGAAGGAAAAGGAGUGUCACCAAAAGGGAGAGGUGGAAGUGUGGAACAAUUCGGACCCCAGAUGGCUUUCAAACUGUGAGGAAUUCAUUUAAACCAUCACCCACCCCACCGUUGCCACCAAACCGUCACAUCCCGGAAUUUCGCUGUACAGUCCUCAUCCCAUAUAAAAGACUUCAUCAGUUUCAUCAUCAUUCAUUGCCAUCAUGCAUCCCCCUUCCUGGAGUAAAGAGCAAGUACAUCCUCCAUAAGAAGAGGAAGAAGCCAAAGAGGAAAAGAAAACGAAAGGUCCAUCCAGCUGUCUACUCUGUUCACAGUCAAUCCCAGCUCGGUCAUCUACCAGAUAAUCAUGUCACCAAUCCUAGUCAUCAAAAUCAACAAGAUGCUCCAAACCCGCCCUCUUCAAACUGUGACCAAAAUCCAUCCAGCGUCCAGCAUCCAUACCCAAGUAGUCCACCGCUUGAGGUUCCAGUUCAUCAAAGUCAACCCAGUGUCCAUCACACUUCACAACCACCCAAGGCUCCAAUCCCGUCAUCACCAUCCAGCACAGGUCGAGUUGCAAGUGAUUCAUCAUUUUCUCUUAUCGAUUUUGAUGUUCAUAUACAUGUAGGUCCCAAUUCAAUCCAAUCCCAUGCAUAUAAUGAGGGAAAUCCACCCAUUGUCUACCCAAGUAAGAAUCCUUUGGAUGAUCCAAUUCCAUCAUCACAAGCCAGCAUAGCCAGCCUACUGCCUUCUUCCAGCCACUGGGAUGGAAUACAUCCACCCAUUCGACCUCCUGAUGAAUUAUCAUGUCAAACAUUUGCAUAUAGUCUUACUGGUACUCCAAUUAUAAUGCCUGAUUUAUCAUCUUCUUUUACUAAUUUAAAUGUGCAUUCAAGUUCCAAUUCAUUGGGGUGAAAGGACGCAAAAGGGCUCCAUGUAAUAAAGAUGUAUGUGGGCCUUGCCAGCUGUGCAGUAAGAAUUCAAAUAGAUAUUUACACCUUUCUACAUCAUCAAACAAACACUUAAAUGAAUUUAUCAAAGAGAAAUACCCUUCUGUAGAUGAAAAUUAUUGCAUAUGUGAUGCCUGUCGCCAGAAAAAUGUUAAAAAGCUAAAAACAAUAGAUGAAAAGGCAAUUCAAAUCUACACACCUGAAAAAACAAGAAAGAAGGAACGAUUGCCAUGCUUUUUGAGUCAUUAUUUUUUGUGUAACAUGACAUCUGAAUGUGAUACCAAUUGCACACUUGAAGAUUUCAAUUUUGCAUUUUCUUUAGAUUGUGUAUCCAUUCCUGAUUCCAUUCCUAUUUGUAAAAAGCACAGAGCAGAGAUUUUCAACCCCAAAGAGCGAAUUAAAUGUUCAUUUUGUGGUUCCCAAGUCAAAUCAAAAAAAUAUUUUUGUCAUAGUCUUUCGAAGGAAAGUAUUUUGAAAUUAAAAGAAGUUAAUGAUGAGUUUCUUUUUGAUGAUGAAAGCGUUUUGUGUACCUCAUGUCAGAGGUUUGCUUUACGAGAACAUAGUACUGAAUGCUUGCUAAAAGAAUUGGAGCAAUCUUUUCUUCUUAAGUGCCAACAGUAUGAACCGUCAGAUGAUUUAGAUCAUGUGUUAUUUGAUGUCCUGAAUUCUACAUUCCUACACCUUUGUAGCUUAUGUAAUACAAAUAAAGGUUUCUUGUUAAGUACUGCCUAUGAAUAUUUCUUAGAAGUUUUGAAGAGAAAAGUUCCAGAAAAAUCCCUUUAUUUUAGAUUGAUGAGAACAAAGACUUUCCUCCAUACAAAAAUUGUUGAAAAUUUUGGCAAAAUUCUGAUCAUUCACAAGUCAGCACGAAAAAAGGGAAUACUUUUUUAUAUCUCAGAUAUAUCAAUGUCAGAUCUUAUUGAAGCAUGGCAUACAAGCUGUUUUGAGUACAGACUUCUGAAAAAUAAAUGUGAUGAUGAGAGUGGAAAUCCAAAAGAUGAUGAAUAUUUACAAUCUCCUUCAAGCAGUAGUGUAGAAAUAGAAUUCAGGAGUAUAAUAGGUCAAUGCAACAGCAAUUUGCGAACACAGAGCAAACAGAUAAGAGACCAUUUUUUAACAAAUCCUUCUCACCUUAUUGAUUUUACUCUGAUUGAUUUAACUUCAUUUUUCAAUCCAUUAGUGUGGAACGUUAUUUGUCUUCUUACUGCCACAAGGGAAGAAUUCAAUCACUUCACAAAGUCAUCAUUUAGUGUAGAAAAAGAAUAUGUCAAUUUUCCAACAGAUAAUACAAAAUCAGGGCAAAGUCGUAGGCAAAGAAGAAUUACUGCAAUUUGUUUCUUACAAUUCAUAUUAAAUGAAGAAAAUAGCUAUCCUGUUCAUAUUCUCACUGGUACUUGUAUUCAAAGACUGACUCGUUCCUCAAAACUACUCAAAAUAUUUAAUAAAUUCGGUUUUUCGUGUUCAAAAGAUACUUUAAAUAGAUUUUGGCAUGAAGUGUUUGCUCGAAGGGAAAAAAAUGGUCUCAUGUCUGAGCUCAUUCCGGAAGCAUUUACAUUAAUUUCUAUUGAUAACAUUGAUGUAUUAUCUCCAUUUGCUGCUGUAACAAUUGACUCGUCAAGAAGCUGGCACGGAACAUCCAUUAUGGCACAACAGCCAAAGCCUAUCACAGAAAAGUCACACUCAUUAGAAAAGUUGUCUGAAGAUCAAUUAAAUAUAGAUUCUGAUAUUGAACAGGAAUUUCAAGUAGGUGCACAUUCUUCUGAAUCUUCAAUUCCAAAUGUUAAAAAACCUCGUUUGAGAAGGAAGCUUUCCUUAAGUGGUGACUCGUCUUUACCAGCAGCAAAUAGGAAAGAUUUUCAGGCCCCUUACUAUAAGACCUUUAUAAGGUCACAGCUUACGAUAGAAUAUUUCGAAUAUUCCAGUCAUGAUAAGAAAUUUUUUGAAGAAGGGUUUUUCAAUAUGUUUGUGUAUGUUGCAGAAAGAUAUUAUAGUUUGCAUUAUCAAUCUUCAACUGUUAUUCCAAGUUUUAAGUGUAAAUUAGCGAUGGUAGGUAAUCACGAGACUGAGAAAUCAAACUUCAGUUAUCUUUACGUCUUGGAUGAGAAAGCUGACUCACCCAAUACUCUGAUGCAUUGUUUAGGGAUUCUUUACAAAUUAUUUGAAAUCAACAAAAAUAACAAUCACUUAGUUGUAGCUGGAGAUGGAGCCACUAUAAAAAUGUUGAUAAAUAUGAAAAGAGAGUAUGGAGAAGUUUUGGACUGGGUAAUACCAUUUCUUGGAGAUUGGCAUGUUUUGAAAAAUUUUCAGGAGGUGAUAAUGAAAAUUUUCUGGGAUGCUGGUUUGAAGGAUUUAGCAAAAUUGGCCCAUAAGCAGAUGACUUUACAGAGUCUAGCAUCAUGUAGUAAUUUCAAAAGAACUCACAGGUUUAUCUUGCAAAGUUAUGAAGCCGUAUUUAUGUGUCUGCUUUCCUCAUUUUUAGAGCAUCGUAAAGGAACUGAAGUUGUUAUUUCUAAUGAUGACUUUCUGAAACAGAUAGAGAAUGUUGUUUGUCACCUUGAAUAUGAAGAUGGAAAACACAAAGGUGUAGAUGAAUUUUUUGAUGCUGAAUUGCACUUCAUUCAUUCUGUUAUUCCAUUUGUAAAUGAAUUCAAUGCAUAUUGCGAAGAAAUGUCUUCAAAAUAUGAAACAUUUAGAUUCUGGAACCAGUUUGUGAGAGAAGAUUGUCUGUCAUACAUAAACCUUCACAUGGCAAUGCGAACAGGGAAUUGGAAUUUGCGUUUAGCUUCUUUUAAGAAAAUGAUUCCAUUAUUUCAAGCUUUUGAUCGUCAGAAUUAUUCCACCCUCAUACCAGGACAUCUAAGUAUGAUUUGUGGUUUCCCAGAUUACAUUAGAGAGCAUUUUGAAAAGGGGGCAUUUGUUGCAAGUAUUAGUGGUAAGAACUUUUCACAUAUUGGACUAGAUGAAGCACACGAAAUGCUUAUCAAUAGAGACUGUAAAAUGGCCUUAACGCAUAGUUUACCAAAGGAUAUGAAUACAUUGGCUGGAACUCUAGAGAAUCAAGCAAAGAUGAUAAGUACAUUAGAAGAACAGUUAGGCAUUACAAGACCAAACAAGUAUCAAAGAGAUCUUGAUUUGUCAGUCAUUAAAUUAGAAUUCAAUAAUGUGAAAUCAUACUUUGAAAAACUUUCUAACACGCAGAUAUUCCAUAGCAAUCAGUCAGCAUGUCUUUCUCACAUUUUCACUGAAAAGCCAGCCACUGCAGUCCAACAGCAAUCUCUUUUGAAUUUUAGGAAAAUGGGGGAAGAUGCUUAUAUGGCAUAUUGUAAAAUGUUCAUAUUGGGACAGACAUCUGUUGAAAAACCAGUUGCAAGAAAGUUUCGACUCAAAACUUUUGCUAAGGAAAAAAUUAGAAAAAAAAAGGUAUCUGAUUUGGAGAAAGAAAAAAAACUAAUUACUUUAUGUUAUAAACGAACAAUUGCUCAUUCUCAAGAAACCAAACUUCCUAUAUCAGAUUUGUGCCAAUUUGUAACAGAACCACGAGCAUUAUGUGGACAAAAUCAUAUGCCUCAUAAAGGGGCAAAAUCGUUAAUUUAUACACAACUUGAUAAGCGUUACAAUACACAAUAUCCUUUGAUUGCACAUUCAUAUAGCUUUUCACCUACUGACUCUUGCGUUAUUAUUGAAGGGAUGAAUAUCAUUUACACCUCUCCAUUGAAACAGUUUAAAGUAUUUCUUGAUUAUGCUAAAUUUUUGGUUCAGCGGUGGGUAGCAUCAUAUUUUAAGAAAGGUUUUAGAGAAGUAAGGAUACUUUUUGACCAGGCAGGCACUCAGGGUACAUCACCUAAAGGAAUAGAAAGGACACGUAGGGAUAGAGAAGAUGAGGAAUAUAAUUAUGAAAGUAUAGAUGAUAAUGUCCCUCUUCCCAGAACUUGGAUGAAUUUUCUUAAAAUACGUUCAAAUAAGCAAAUGCUUUGUCGUUAUUUAUCACAGAAGUUUAUAGAUAUUGUUGCACUAGAAUUCAAGUAUCCAAAUCAAAUUUUUAUUACAUCAGGUGGGUUCCAUGUUGGUUUAGAUCAAUCUUUUGAUUGGACUGGUGUGAAGGUUUCUUCAAGAGGAAAAGAAAGUCAUAACAUUGUACAUAAUCAUGAAGAGUCCGAUACUCAAAUCUGGUUACACGUUUUUGAUUCACCAUGUUCAAAAAUUUUAAUUUAUUCGAUUGAUAGGGAUAUAGGAAUGAUAGGGCUGCCUUUAAACUUUGAUGACAAAUCAAUAAUAAUACAAUUUGAUGCCAAGCCAGGACAAGAAAAGUUUUUGAAUUUGAAUAUGUUACAAUCCGCAUGUGAAAGAGAUUCAGAUCUAUCCCAAUUAAGUUUGAAAGCAAUAGAUGUUAAGAAGUGUAUUCAAACACUCUACAUAUGUAGUGGGUGUGAUUUUGUGUCUUUUUUUGCACAACUAGGGAAGCGUGUAUUUUUUAAUACCUUUUUCCAAUAUGCCUCUUUUAUUGCUGGAGAAUUGUCUCCAGAUACACAAGGAACACUAUACAAUACAAAUUUAAAUGCUGAUAGUGAUGCAGGGUUACUCUCUUUUUAUAGACUUGUACUAUGUGUUUAUUUCAAUGCAAAUCGUGCAUGUCUACAUGACUAUUCCUCUCCAGUUGAUUUGUUUCAUAGUAUUGAUGAAUGUUCUGUGUUUGAUAGGCAUAUUAAAGCUCUUGAGGUUGUUCGGAAAGCAUCGUGGAAGGGAGUCUAUGAAGAUGGACUUUUACCUUCCAGUUCUGCCCUAAAAUUGCAUUGGCUACGAUCUUGUUGGGUCCAAACUGUUUGGGAUAAAGUACAGAUUCCCAUAUACAAUUAUCCAGACAUUGAAUUAUAUGGCUUUGUUGUAUCCAGGGAUGAUGGGGAAGUACAUGUAGCAUGCCAGUGGGACACAGAUGAAAGUAUUGAAAAGAUUAAAUCAAAUGUUUUAUAUCUCACAAGGGGUUGUUCUUGUGCCAAGAGCAAAUGUCAAAACCGUUUAUGUAAAUGUAGAAAAGAGGGUAGAUUUUGUGGGCCAGGUUGCCGAUGUAGACAGUGCCAAAAUCUUACUGCUGUAGAUAAACUGGCAAGUGAUAGCGACUCCAGUGAAGAAGAUUCUGAUAUUGAUCAUUUUGAUUAUGAUUCUGAUUUUGAUGAAGUUCCUUGUGAUAAAACAAAUAUCGAAGGUACCAUUGAAAUCGACAUUGAUGGUGAUUUAUCUCUGUUUGAAGAUUUGCAGGAAGACUGUUCAGAUUAUGAGUAGGCAUUAUCUGUGUCAUGUUCUUGUAGCCCUUUGAAAUCAUUCAUCAGUCAUUUAAUCAGUCUAUUAUAUGCCAGUAUUCAUUGGCUGCUGUGAGGGUGAAGUUUGUUACAUUGAAUCUUUUCAUGAUAGCUAUUACUUUUAUAUUAUGUACAUGUUUUUUUAAUGGUUAUAAUUUUUGUUUAAAGAACAUUUAUGAGAAGGCAUGACAGGCAAUGUGGAAAUGUUGGUGAGCAUUUACACAUGUUUUUUAUGCAUGUGAUACCUUUUUAUUUAUUUUUCAUAUAUUUCACGUACCUUGCCAUGUUAUGUUUAUUCUUGCUUUUUACUGCAAUACAUAUGAGUCAGUGUAUGUAUACGUUUCUUGCCAGUUCCAUUGAGGUCUUGCAGGUCAAUCAUUUUGGUAGCUGAAAUAAUAGUUGUCGUAGUUGUAUGAAACAAAUGUGAAGUUUCUUACAGCAAUUGUGAGGCUUUAGCAGAAUACAUGAUGGUUACAUGUAUUUCGUUAGAUUGGCUAAUUAUUUCAUUAGCAAUAUAUAGAGGUGCAGUACAUGUCUUUCCUCUUGAACUUUGACGCAGCUUUUUCAAUAUGUGUGUGAUUUACAAUAUCCUAUAAAACAGUUGUGUAUAUUAUUUUACCCUGCUGUUGCUUUUGCUACUUAUGAUUAUGAUUAUGUAAAUGUGUAACUUUUUUUGCUUUACAUGUAUUGAACCUUUUGUACAAGUUGUCAUGAUGAACUUGAACAUUGAACUACCCUUGUUCCUACUCUUACAUGUACAUUACAUGUAUGUAUAUUUUCAUGAUCACCUUUUUAUAAAUUGUUUUUUCCUUGCCAUUUAGAGAGUGCAUAGUGGCAGUUUUAACAUCUCAUACACAUGUUAACAAUGGGGACAUUAUUAGAGUUGGUGAUACGUAUAUUGACCCCAGUAAUUUCAUAUAUUGUAAUAUGUAUUACCUAGAGGCUAGAUAUACAUUUAUGUAAACGUAUGGCUGAAUUAUUUCUUUUAUGAGGCAGUUUUGAUGGCACUGACUUCUGUAUACAAAGAUUAUUUCACUUGUUUCCUUUCAUGACUACCAAAUUUAUUUCACUGAUGACGGGCUUUCCUAAACAAUACAUUCCUUGUAUAUAAAAUUGUUUUAACUCAUAUUUACCUCAACUACUGUAGUCUGCUUGCCAAAGACAUUCAGGGAGCAUUAUAUGUAAAACUGCCUUUAUCUUUAUUAACAUGUUUGAUUGUAAAACAAAAACAGUAUUCACUUAUAGUCUCUUCAUGUACUUGCCUUGAAUGAUAUUAGGUGCCAAAGUUUUUUGCUUGUAUUUAUAUGUUUUGUAAACAUGAGUUUCAAGAGUUUGAUGUUGGAAAUAAAGUCUUUUUUUCUUGUUAAAA
Molecule: messenger RNA, 8336 nt
Organism: Lytechinus pictus (painted urchin)
Lineage: Eukaryota; Metazoa; Echinodermata; Echinoidea; Temnopleuroida; Toxopneustidae
Exons: 3
Coding region: 1935-6950 (1671 amino acids)
Source: RefSeq, a predicted model, not a curated record